ACCCGGGACGCAGAUAUCCCUCUGAGAAAGUUUGAGGACGCUCCUUGUGGACGUUUUGGAGAGGAGAGUCAGCGCGCAGGGCUCCCCGGACCUCAGAUACGCACCGUGCGCCCGUCGCUGGACACAAGUUGCCCCCUUUUCUCUUGUCGUGCGUCAACUGCACCGACAGCGAGCCAGCAAUGGAUAAUGGGUCCAACAGAACUAUUGACCCGAGCUGCAGGGAGAAGCCUCCCCUCGCCAUCGACAUCAUCCUCGACUUGGACAUCUUUGGCGUCAUCCUCUACUCCAUCCUCACCUUCAUGGCGGCGGUGUCCGUGCUGGUCUUCAUCGAGGAGUGUGUCUACAUCUACCGGAAAGUGCCGUCGAAUAAGAAGAGCGUCAUCAUCUGGGUGAAUGGGGCAGCGCCGGUUAUUGGCACCAUGUCUUGUGUGGGGAUGUGGAUCCCCAGAGCCACCAUGUUUACUGACAUGACCUCCGCAUGCUACUUUGCCAUCGUGGUGUUCAAGUUCCUGAUCCUGAUGCUGGAGGAGGUGGGCGGUGACGAGGCCUUCCUGAGGCGAGCAGGGAAACACAAACUGAAGAUCAGCACGGGGCCGUGCUGCUGCUGCUGCCUCUGCCUGCCGCAUGUGGCCAUCACACGGCGCUCGCUCUUCCUGCUCAAGCUCGGCUCUUUCCAGUUUGCCCUGCUGAAGGUGGUCUUCACCAUCCUCUCCAUUGUCCUCUGGACCAACGGGACCUUUGACCUGGCUGACUUGGAGAUUACCGGAGCUGCCAUAUGGAUCAACCCGUUUGUGGGCAUCUUGACAAUCACGGCCUUGUGGCCAGUAGCGAUCAUGUUCAUGCACCUGAGAACUGCCCUACGGACGCUGAAGAUCAUCCCCAAGUAUGCCAUGUACCAGCUGGUGCUGGUCCUGAGCCAGCUGCAGUCCGCUAUCAUCAACAUCUUGGCUAUGAAUGGAACCAUUGCCUGUGUGCCACCUUUCUCUUCCCCAGCCAGAGGAUACAUGAUGAGUCAGCAGCUGUUGAUCCUGGAGAUGUUCAUCAUCACGCUGGUAACGCGGCUGCUGUAUCGUCGACUGUACGACCCUUUACCUGAAGAGGAGGUCGACGACAAUGAAAACACAAAGAUGGUUUCAGUGCCGGGGUCUAUCUGUGUGGAGAACUGACUGACUGAGUGAGUGUGUGUGUGUGUGUGUGUGUGUGUGUGUGUGUGUGUGUGUGUGUGUGUGUGUGUGUGUGUGUGUGUGUGUGUGUGUGUGUGUGUGUGUGUGUGUGUGUGUGUGUGUGAUUGUCCUACAUUUGUUUGAUUAAGAGAUUAUAUAAGCGCAUUUUAAUAAAUAUAAAUUAUCUAA
This is a messenger RNA of Scophthalmus maximus (turbot), 1352 nucleotides long. RefSeq names its product solute carrier family 51 subunit alpha (gene slc51a). The coding region runs from base 180 to 1166 and encodes 328 amino acids. The transcript is spliced from 8 exons. Gene Ontology annotation, molecular function: transporter activity. The record is from RefSeq and is a predicted model, not a curated record. Lineage: Eukaryota; Metazoa; Chordata; Actinopteri; Pleuronectiformes; Scophthalmidae. Gene Ontology annotation, biological process: transport.